Messenger RNA from Triplophysa rosa, 2073 nucleotides. It is a transcript of the gene eif4e1b, whose product is annotated as eukaryotic translation initiation factor 4E family member 1B. The transcript is spliced from 7 exons. Gene Ontology annotation, biological process: translational initiation. The coding region runs from base 183 to 734 and encodes 183 amino acids. Gene Ontology annotation, molecular function: RNA 7-methylguanosine cap binding; translation initiation factor activity. NCBI's taxonomy places the organism in Eukaryota, Metazoa, Chordata, Actinopteri, Cypriniformes, Nemacheilidae. The record is from RefSeq and is a predicted model, not a curated record. Gene Ontology annotation, cellular component: cytoplasm; eukaryotic translation initiation factor 4F complex.
CGCGCGCGUGAGCGACAUGGCGUCGUGUGCUGUACAGCUGGUGAGCGUGAAGUUAUCGAAAUAAACAGCGAACUCUUACUUUAUCGAACACAAACACGUCAAAAUAGUCAUAUAUCGAUAAAGUAUCGAAAAAGAAGUUCGAGAAAAAGAAAGUUGUGACAUCCAUUCUGAAAGAGCCCUAUAUGAAGCACCCAUUACAAAACAGAUGGGGUCUUUGGUUCUACAAGAAUGAUAAGAGCAAAAUGUGGCAAGACAAUUUAAGACUGAUCACGAAGUUCGACACAGUUGAGGACUUCUGGGCAAUACACAACAACAUACAGCCGCCAAGCAAACUCUCCUCCGGGUGCGACUACUCCAUGUUCAAGGACGGCAUAGAGCCCAUGUGGGAGGACAGGAGUAAUAAAUGUGGCGGCCGCUGGCUGAUUACUCUCGCCAAGCAGCAUAGACACACUGAACUUGACCGUUUCUGGCUGGAGACGCUCUUGUGUCUCAUCGGAGAGAGCUUUGGCUCUUUCAGCCGGGAUAUCUGUGGAAGUGUCAUAAACAUCCGUGCCAAAGGGGACAAAAUUGCCAUCUGGACCUCUAAUGCGGAGAAUUGCGAGACCGUUACAUACAUUGGUCAGAAGUAUAAAGAGAGUCUGGGCCUUCCACAGAAGCUUGUCAUUGGAUAUCAAGCCCACGCAGACACAGCAACUAAGAGCAACUCUAUAACCAAGAACAAGUUUGUUGUUUGAAAAUAUGUAUUGUUGUGGCACUGUUCGAGACGUAGAGGUUAUCUUUGUAUAUUUUCUUCAUUAGUGAGAGCACUUAAAUGUGUUAUAUGCGAGACUAUGCUGAACUUGAGUUGCACUUGUUUUGACGCGAGUUGUCUAGCAUGGCUUUUUUUUUGACAAUUAAAACUUGAACUUCUUUUGCAAAAGUGUGCUGAAAGAAUGCACUGGCUUUCCUAGCGUGAACGCUGUACCCUGUCGAUACGGAUUGCUUUGUAUUAAACACAGCCGGGUCUUUUUCUAUGGAGAAUUUAGAUAUGCUUCUCUUACAAAUGAUUGAAGAACAAUAAAAAACUGGUUUAAAGUCGGCAUGAAAUGAAAAAUGUCAAUUCCAAUUUAUUUACACGGUGUUGCAGUGUUCAUUAUAAAUUAUUUAUCUGUGCACAUCUUUAUUUAAAAAAAUAAUAAUUUGCAUUUAUAAUCUUUAAUCAAAAACGUUAAACCCCCCUUGAAACGACCUCUCUUCACGAGGAAUGGUGCGAGGGCAGGGCUCCAAUGACUGACAGAUUGCAAACUGGAUUAUAAAUCUACACCCAACGUUUAACGACCCAAUCAGUACUCGAUAAACGAUAUCAAGUCCUGCCCUUCUUUUUUUCUCAGAAGUUGUUUCACUCGGAUAUACUUCACGAUACUGAAGAAAAAACGAUCGCUACUUCCGUUUCGUUCCAACUUUAAAGAGAAGUGUUACAAAAAGUUUUCAACCAAGAUCGUUACUUGUGACAUGGAUCAUUUUGCAUCAAAGAUGAGCAGUACAUAAAGACCCGCUGAAGUGCUGUUGAAGUGCAGCUUUGUUCGAUGUGCUUAUUUAAUUUCCACUGAAAUAGGAAAUUGGGGUGGGGUUAUAUUGAGUGGCCCCUCCCCCCUGAGAAGGGCCAAUAGUGUUUAGUUGACCUCACGGCCUGGAAUCUGACCAGAAGCUGAGGUGCAGAAUGAUGUCAUAAAAGUCCCUGAUCUGUGUUUGUGAAAGUAAAAGAACUAAACUAAAUUAGAACUUCUAAAUGCACAUUUCGUUAAUUGUUUAGAAGAUGCUAGUUUGUAGAUAUUCUUAAGACUAACGUAUUCAUUACAUUGAUUUCAUGGGAGGUUUAAGCACGCACAUCUCACUUUGUCCUCAGAACAAACUUGUCUUGAAUAGAAAAUAAUGUACGAAAAGAAACGGCAGAGGUUUCUUUUAAGUUCUUCAGUGAUGAUUUUAUCAUUGGUUUUAGUCGUGUUGAUGGGUUUGAAAUAGGAGUGACCAGAGGAAGUGGACCUGCCUCUCUGGUUAAUGUUUCACUCUUCUCAUAGGAACAACGCACACAGU